This is a messenger RNA of Oryza brachyantha (malo sina), 2365 nucleotides long. RefSeq names its product protein WVD2-like 7. Bases 267 to 2054 code for a protein of 595 amino acids. The transcript is spliced from 10 exons. Lineage: Eukaryota; Viridiplantae; Streptophyta; Magnoliopsida; Poales; Poaceae. The record is from RefSeq and is a predicted model, not a curated record.
CGCGUCGCGGCUCGCGCUCGCAUUCACUUCUCCCUCCUCCCCCUCUCUCAUCCCGGCCGUUGGAGCUCGCGAUUUCGCCAACGCCGCCGCAUUCACUCCUCCGCCUCCGCCUCCGCCCCCGCUCCGACCAGAUUCUUCCCGUGCUGCGAUAUAUUGGAUAGGCCUGGUGGUGUAAUUUGUCUGUGGAUUCUUGUUCUGCUGAGGUUAGCCAGGUGACAAACAAGAACGGAAAUCAUACUGUUUAAAUUAAGCAAGAAGGGGAAGAAAUGGCUGCAGAGGUUGGGCAUAGAUUCAGUGGGUGGUCAUACUCGGAUGUGCCUUACAACGACCACCACACACAGGAAGAUGCUUCAGUUCAGAAAAUGGUACUUGAUCAUGGCUCAGUAUCAUUUGGUAGAUUUGCUGCAGACUCCUUGUCAUGGGAAAAAAGAUCAGUAUUCGACCAUAACAGACGCCAAGAGGAGCUAAGCAACCUCACAAUGCCUGGUUUAGUUGCACAGAAGAAGGCAUUCUUUGAAGAAUAUUACAAAAGAGCCAGACUUUUGAAGGCUCAGGAAGCUAUCUGUCAGACUGAAGCCACAUCGGAAGAGGGGACCGAUCACUAUGAUGCUGGUGGCCAUAACAUCCAGGAGCCUAAAUUACCUUCAGAUUGUUCUGAAGAUCCAGUUGUUGGCGCUCCAAGCUCUAGUUUUGAACCAUCCACUGGAGUGAGCUCAUCAGAUGGAAAGAAAUGCCAAGACCCUCAUGGGCUAGGGUACUUGACAUUUAACCCUUUGUUUUCUCAGAUAACAGGAUUGCAAAACACUCGGCAGGAGGAGGGCUCUGUCUCUGAUCAAAAGCAACAUGCUGAUGGAGAUUUCCCGUGCGCUACACACACAAAUACCAAAGAUGUGCUCAACUGUGAACUUCUGGAGAGAAAGGUUCUUGCACCAAAGCAUGUUGCAUCAAAUGAUAAUGGAGAAAAUGUUGCUGUUUCAAGGAUUGUCUUGCCAAUAGCAAGUCUGCAAUCAGGAUGUCUGAAAAUUGAUCUUGAGAAGAAGGAAUCAAGAAAGAACAAUGUAAUCACUAAUAGAUCAACAAAGAUAUCCAAGGAACCAUCAACUUCUUUGAUCCACAUCCCAAGGAUUGAUUCAAGAAGAAAUUCAAAAAACAAGAACUCUCAAGAUUUGAGGGACCCAUUCCACAAAAGAGUCGAGAUGAAAUUGCGUGCUCUAUCUGAUAGGAUGAAUGCUGAUAGAGCUGCAGCAUCUUCGAGAUCAGCUUUUCAUCAGCACAUUGAUAGAGCUGUGACAUCUUCUAGAUCUUCUAUUACCUCAUGUAGAUCUUCUACAUAUCAAAAUGGUGACAGAGUUGCAACCUCUUCCAGAUCUGCUUUGUGUCAGAAUGCUGAUAGGGUUUGCACAUAUUCUAAAUCAGCUCCACAGGCUUCUCAUAGUUCUCUUAGAGAACCACAUGGUAGAUCUACCCUUUCUCGUGCAGUUUUUGUCAACAAAGGAUCAUAUGUCUCUCAUAUUGCUCUCAGCAAUGCUAGUACUACUGAGAAGUUUGCUGCUAGUCGUCCUAAACACUCGGUGGUGCCCAAUUCAUCUCAAAAUACAAAUACCUUCCGUACAUCUCAGGUCACAUUGAAAAGAUCAGCAGGUGUUAGCUGUAUAAAUAACGGACCACAGAAUAAAAGGAAACAGCUUAGCACACCGUCAAAAUGGGAUGAAAGUAAGCUGAACAGAGGAUAUGCGCGCAUGUCUUCACCCUCAAGCGCAAGAAGUAGCUCUGUGGGCAUUCUUCCGUACAAAACUGUGAAGGCUCCAAAGAUCUCAAAUGUGAAGAAUGUUGUGGCCAAGCAUACUGAAAUUAUGCAGAAGUCAAUCAGUGGAAGCCAUCCUGCUGGAGGAACAAAUGUGCAGUCAAAGUGCGUUGCAAGCUGCAAUGAGCAAAAGAGAAAGGUAAUCCCAUUACGGACUAGUAGCCUGUCAUCUAGCACAAGGAACAAUCUGACAUGUGGUCCAUCGAUGAGUAAGAGCAACCCAAGACAGGAGAGACCACGAUGGCGAUGACGACGACGACGACCCUAUCGGAACAAUCAGCUCGGUGCAGAAACUGCGGAAGCUGAUGAUUUUCCUGGAUCAGUUUCGGCGCGGCACUUCUGGACUUUUGACACGGCCGUUCUGCCUGGCUAAGGCUACUGCACCCAAACUCAGGUUUGGUAGCAGGUUUAGCCAUCGAACUCGGCACAGCCACUGCUGUGUCAGUUUCAUCAUCUAGGAGAACUGUAGUAGUUUUUUUUUCUUUUUUUCCUGGACAUAGUUGCUAACUUGCUAUAUAUUUGGUCGAUUUGGUGACUUGUGUCACUAUAAACAACCUUCAA